AUGCUAGAUUUUUUCAUGAAUAAAAAUAAGUGCUACAAACCCAGCACUUAUGAGCAGUUCUACUUUAACAAAUCUGACUUUGGACAUGUGUUCGGGAAGGACAAGCAAAUUGGAUUUGAAAACAAUUUCCGUUUUGAUCUCUUGAGAUUGGAUAGUAUUUAUUUUGCAGAUUCUGACUCUGGAUCUGACUCUGACUCUGAUCAGGAGAAUGCUGGGUCAGGCAGUAAUGUUUCUGGAAGUGAGAGUGACGGUGAUGAUGACAGAGAGGCAAUAAAGCCCAGCAAUAAAGAGUUAUUUGGAGAUGAUAGUGAGGAUGAGGGAGCAUCCCACCAUACUGGGAGUGACAUCCGGUCUGAAAGAUCAUACAAUCACUCUGAAGCUUCGGGACAUUCUGAACAUGAAGAUAAUGACCAGUCAGAUAUUGAUCAGCAUAGUGGUUCAGAAGCUGCUGAUGACGAUGAUGCCAGAGGACACGGAUCAGACGAAGGUAGCCAUCGCUCAGAUGCUGAUGGAUCUGAAAAAGCACAUUCGGAGGAUGAAAAAUGGGGCAAAGAGGACAAAAGUGAUCAGUCAGAUGAUGAUGAGAAGCUACAGAAUUCUGAUGAUGAUGAAAGGCCGCAAAACUCUGAUGAUGAAGAGAAGGUGCAGAACUCUGAUGAUGAUGAAAGGCCUCAGGUUUCUGAUGAUGAGGAAAGACUACAAAACUCUGAUGAGGAGAAAAUGCAGAACUCAGAUGAUGAAGACAGGCUGCAGAUCUCUGAUGAGGAAAAGAUCCAGAACUCCGAUGAUGAAAGGGCUCAGCAUUCUGAUGAAGAGAAGAUGCAGAACUCUGAGGAUGAUGAAAGGGCCCAGCAUUCUGAUGAAGAUCACAGGCGUUCUGAUGAUGAAGAGGAACAGGAACAUAAAUCUGAAUCUGCAAGAGGCAGUGACAGUGAAGAUGAAAUUUUGCGAAUGAAACGUAAAAAAACAAUUACAUCGGAUUCAGAAAUGGACAGUGAUGUAGAAGGACAAAAAGGUCACAGGGAUGCAAUAGAUCUAUUUGGAGGUGCAGAUGACAUUUCUUCAGGGAGCGAUGGGGAAGACAAGCCACCAACUCCAGGGCAACCUAUUGAUGAGAAUGGACUCAAUCAGGAGCAGCCGGAGGAAGAACCUAUUCCAGAAACACGAAUAGAAGUAGAAAUACCAAAAGUAAACACUGAUUUAGGAAAUGACUUAUAUUUUGUGAAGUUGCCCAACUUCCUCAGCGUGGAGCCCAGACCAUUUGAUCCUCAAUAUUAUGAGGAUGAAUUUGAAGAUGAGGAGAUGCUUGAUGAAGAGGGUAGAACAAGAUUAAAACUAAAGGUGGAAAAUACUAUACGUUGGCGGAUGCGAAGAGAUGAAGAAGGAAAUGAGAUUCGAGAAAGCAAUGCACGGAUAGUCAAGUGGUCAGAUGGAAGCAUGUCACUGCAUUUGGGCAAUGAAGUAUUUGAUGUGUACAAGGCACCAUUACAGGGAGAUCACAACCAUCUGUUUAUCCGACAAGGAACUGGUCUACAGGGCCAGGCUGUGUUCAAGACUAAAUUAACUUUCAGGCCUCACUCUACAGACAGCGCCACCCACAGGAAGAUGACUUUGUCUCUUGCAGAUAGAUGUUCAAAGACCCAAAAAAUUCGUAUUUUGCCAAUGGCUGGUCGUGAUCCAGAAUCUCAGCGCACAGAAAUGAUUAAGAAAGAAGAGGAGAGAUUAAGAGCUUCUAUUCGUAGAGAAUCCCAGCAGCGGAGAAUGCGGGAGAAGCAGCACCAGCGGGGCCUUAGUGCAAAUUAUUUAGAACCUGAUCGUUACGAUGAGGAGGAUGAAGGAGAAGAGGCAAUCAGUCUGGCAGCUAUUAAAAACCGCUACAAAGGUGGUAUAAGAGAGGAACGUGCUAGAAUCUAUUCUUCAGACAGUGACGAGGGAUCAGAUGAAGACAGAACACAGAGACUACUCAAGGCAAAGAAACUAACUAGUGAUGAGGAAGGUGAACCUUCUGGAAAGAGGAAAGCAGAGGAUGAUGACAAAGCAAGUAAAAAGCACAAAAAAUAUGUGAUCAGCGAUGAAGAGGAAGAUGAUUAAAACUGGGGAAAGAUGAAAGCUGAUGACUUUUUGUGUAUAUAUAUUGUACAGUUCUUUUACAGCAAUGAUGUAAGUAAACAUAAUGAGGUUAUUUUGAUAAAGAAAACUUCCACUGAGAUCUGUAAGUCAGGUGUGAAUAAAUUUUUUUGAAUUGACUUUUAAAAAGCUAUUUCAAUUUGAUGGGUAUGUUUGUGUGCCCCAACACUCUCUACACUGGGGUGCUUAAUACAUUUCCUGGUAUAAUACAUUUCCAUUUUUAGAAUAUUAUGAUAACCAAUUCUUUUAUUUUUUUGCAUUAUGGAUAGUAAAGACGUAUGCUGGCAUAUUUUGAUGAAUUAUUUUAAGGCAGGUCUAGUAAUCUAUUAAAAUACUGUAAUUGUAAGCAGGAUUUAUCCCUGGACGUAAAAUCUAUACAUUGAAACAUUGAGAUUUUGUGAAUUAAUGGAUAUAGCAAAAAUCUCUUUUAUGAGAGCAAAAAGUCCAUUCAUUGGUAUGGUGGAGGAGAGAUACCAUUUUAAUAGAAUUCCUACAUGUUUAUAUGUAGAGGUUAAUGUUUUCUAAACUUUAGAUCUAACUACAAGUUAGAAGGCACAAGAGUGAAAAGACAAUAAUGUAUGUUGGACAAAAUAGUUGUUUUGUUCUGUAAGCUCGUAUGGUCUUUGGGUAAGUUAGUGAUUAUUGUUCAUGCCUGUUUUUUAGAGGGAGCGAGCUGCAUGUAGCUAUGAAACAGGAGAAUGGGUGCCUUGGAUGGAGCAAUUAAAGACUUCAGGUGUUAAUCAUGACCUCUAAAUACCUUUUUCCUUUCUUUUUUUAACCACACAAUACCAAUUAUUGAGCCACAAAACGAUACAAACAGAAGGACCAUCUAGAAGUUUUAUCACUUCAGUUUUAUAAUUGGGUACUUCAGAACAGUUGCCUGUUAUUAGGGUAGCUGAUUGCUGUACAGCAGGGCUACUCAACAUGUGGUCCGCAGGACACAUACAGCCCACGGCCUGUUUGUUUGUGACCCAUGCUUCAGUUUGAGUUUACACAGGGUUCAACAUGCAGCCCACAAGUGGGAUACUUUGAACAUGACCUCCACUGAGAACACGCUCCACAAUGGCGAGGCAUCUUCCAGGCGGAGUGAGCAUUGAAAGGCUCAAAUGGACGGGCAGGCUGGUACAGACGGGUACAGGGUGUCAGUGUUUCUAGCCCCCAGGGAAGAGGUGCUGGGAGCACCGAGGCAUUGUGUGAAAGAAUCUAUUUGCAUUUAUUUGCAUGUAUAUGCAACCGCACUUAAGUUGUGGCCCUCGGCAUGUGCUGUGAGUAUCAUUGUGGCCCCCGGGGCUUCCAAAGUUGAGAAGCCCUGCUGUACUGAAUGUGAUUUUCCUAGUGUAUAAAAUGAUGGUAGAUA
This is a messenger RNA of Pelodiscus sinensis (Chinese soft-shelled turtle), 3484 nucleotides long. NCBI's taxonomy places the organism in Eukaryota, Metazoa, Chordata, Testudines, Trionychidae. The record is from RefSeq and is a predicted model, not a curated record.